UUUUGUAAUCGCAUUUUUUUUUUUUCUAAAAAAUGUGGAUUUACAAAUUUUUUGUUUUCUGCUUAUAUUUAAUUAUUUCAACAAGUGCCGAUGAUGAAAUUACUCUUGAUAUUCGUCAAGGUAAAUUGAAAGGAUUAAAAGCAACAACAAUAACAAAUGGUAAACCUUAUUUUAGUUUUAAAGGAAUUCCAUAUGCACAACCCAAUGUUGGAUCCAAUAAAUUUAGAGCACCUGAGCCACCGGAACCUUGGCAAGGAGUUUUAGAUGCAACGAAACAUGGUUCGACAUGUGUCUUUUAUUGUCAUAUUCGAGAGGGAUUAUUUGGUGAUGAGGAUUGCCUUUUUCUCAAUGUCUAUACACCGACUAUUGAUAAAAAUGCACGAAGAGCCGUUAUUGUAUUUUUUCAUCGUGGUGCAUUCAAUUCUGGCUCAGGAGAUGAUGAUCUCUUUGGUCCAGAUUUUCUCAUUGAUGACGAUGUCAUUCUUGUCACAAUGAACUACAGACUUGGUGCACUUGGUUUUUUGAGUACAAAUGACGUGAACGCUCCUGGAAAUGUUGGUUUAAAGGAUCAAGUUAUGGCACUUCGAUGGGUUAAAGAGAAUAUUAAAAAUUUUGGUGGUUGUCCAAAUAGAGUUACAAUUGCUGGUAUUAGUGUUGGAUCAUCAUCAGUUCAUUAUCAUCUUCUUUCUCCAAUGUCUAAAGGAUUAUUUAAGAAUGCAAUUAUGCAAAGUGGAACAGCAUUAGGUGAUUAUGCAAUUAGUCACAAUGGAAUGGAAAUGUCUUUUAAAUUGGGCGAAUAUUUGGGAAUAAAGACGAAUGAUUCAGCGGAGCUUGUUAAAAAAUUAACGGAAUUUUCAGCACAACAAAUUGUCGAUGCAACAACGGAAAUAAAUAAAAAGAUGAAUUUAUUGAAUGGUCGAAUGAGUGCAUUUGUGCCUGUAGUCGAGCCACAAGCGGGCCAGGAAAUAUUUUUGCCAAACGAUCCAUGGGAGAUGAUGAAAUCCGGUAGCUUUGCUGAUGUACCCUUAAUUAUUGGAAUGACUUCAGAUGAAAUGCUUUUUAUGACAAAAGAAAUGCUACCAAAAGCAAAUGAAAUUAACAAACAUUUGGAAUUAUUUGUACCAGAUAGUCUUAAUAUAACAGACGAUGGAAAACUUAAAGAAAUUUCAGAAGCAAUAAGAAAAUUUUAUUUUGAUGGAAAAGCCUUUACUUCAAGCAGUGUUGCGGAAUUUGUUAAGUUAACAAGUGAUAUUUAUUUCACCUAUGGAAUUGGAUUUACGAUAAAAAUGAUGGGAACAAAAAAUAAGCAACCAAUUUAUGAAUAUUUAUUUACAUAUAAUACAUCAGCUGGUUUUGUUAAAAAUUUAUUUAAAAUAGAAGAACCUGGUGUCUCACAUGGUGACGAAUUAGCUUUUGAAUUUCAUUCAAAAUAUUUUAAUAAUAAACCAGAACCAAAUUCACCUGCUGAGAAAAUGACAAAAACAUUCACUAAACUUUGGACAAAUUUUGCUAAAAAUAGAAAUCCUACAAACAAAUUGGACGAUGAUAUUAUAGUAAAAUGGGAGCCCACAGGUCCCGAAGGAAAUUACAUGAAUAUCAAUUUGCCUCUGAAAAUGGAGAAAGGUCUUUACAAAGACCGUCUGAGUUUUUGGGUCAAUAUUUACAGAGACAUAUUAGGAGAACAUGCAAAGCUAUUUCAAUAAAGGAUCGUCAUCUCUAUCACCAUCGAAGUUUUGUUGUACUUGUUGUUUGCGAAGGGAAUUUCGGAGUCGCUGUUUUGCGAUACGAAGAACUUCUCGCAUUUGUGAUGCGAACAUUGCUCUCGUGGGUUGUUCAAAAUGCUGACUCUGUGAAACUGCUUC
Molecule: messenger RNA, 1862 nt
Organism: Leptopilina boulardi
Lineage: Eukaryota; Metazoa; Arthropoda; Insecta; Hymenoptera; Figitidae
Product: juvenile hormone esterase-like
Exons: 10
Coding region: 33-1703 (556 amino acids)
Source: RefSeq, a predicted model, not a curated record